Paramecium pentaurelia is the source of this 1692-nucleotide messenger RNA. Lineage: Eukaryota; Ciliophora; Oligohymenophorea; Peniculida; Parameciidae. The record is from the annotation of a GenBank genome assembly.
AUGAGAACAAAUUAAGGUUCAAAUAAUGAUCUUCUUACUAGAAAUUAUUAAGGAAGAACAGAUAUAGAUCAAUUAAUAAAUACUUCUCCUAAUGGAGGAAGAGAUUUAACUGUUUAAAAUAAUUCUGGAUAUGUUUCCAGAGAUAAAUAUAAUAAACUCAAAGAUCUUAAUUCUAAAUUAAAAGUAUUGCAACUACUAAGUUUUAGGCUACAUUAAAAGAGUAUAUUUAAAAUACAAAAGAUAAAGAAAGAUAAUUAUAAAUAAAAGAGGAAUAAUUAAUUAAAUAUGAAAAAGAAAGAGUAGAAUUCUAAAAUAAAGGCAAUGAAGAACUUCUAACAUAAAUAAACGAAUUAAAAAUUAAAUUGUAAGAAUUAAACACUAAAAUCAGAUUACUUAAAGAUUCAUCAAAAACUAUGGAUUCUAGAUUAGAUGAAUAAAAAACUAAUUUUUAAGUUGAAUUAGAUAGAGUAUAACGUAUGUAUGAAUUGUAAUAAAAUGAAAUGUAAUUGUUUUAAUGAUUAUUUAGAAAAGAACAUGAAAAAAGAUAUUUAAUAUUAAAAGAUGAAAAUAGUAUUUUAAAAUAAGCAAUUUAGUAAAGAGAAGAUUAAUGUAGAUAUUUUGAAAUGACAGUUUAAGAUGAUAGGUAACAUUUACAAUUAUUGGAAUAAAAGAUCAAAGAAUUAUAAGAAGAAAAGAAAAUCUUAUAAAUAGGAAUUGAUAAUUAAAUAUCUAAAAUAGAUGAAACAGAAAAGUUCAUUAAAUUGAAUAAUUAACGUCAUCAAUAAGAAAUCAAUAAAAUUGAAUAAGAGAAGUAACAACUUUAAAAUGAAUAUCUUUAAUAAAUUAAUCAAAAAAAAGAUAAAAGUAAAUCAUUAUAACUUUAAAUCUAAUUAUUGGAAUAAUAACAUAAUCAAUAAUAAAAAGAAGAAUUAUCAUUUAAUAAAAUUAUUUAAGAAUAAAAAUAGGAUUAUUUAAGAUUGCAAUUAUAACUUGAAGAUUAAAAAAGUAAAACUGACUAAGCUUUUAAAGAAAUUAAUUUUAAAGUUUAAGAAGUUAAGGAAUUAAAAUUAAAGUUGGAAUCUUAAAAAUCUGUAGUUUAAACUUAUGAAGAUAAAUUAGCUUAAUAUGAUAUCUAAUAUUAAUUAGAUUAAAAUGAAAAAUAAUAGAUGUUAUUUGAUAUUGAUUAAAUUGAUUAAGAAAAUAAGAAAUUGUAACAUCUACUUUAUGAAUCUGAUAAAGAUAUAGCUUACUUAAAAUAAUAACAUGAAGAUGUAAUCAAUUUUAUUAUUUUUAUAGGAUUUACUUUAAAUAGAAAAAAAAAUUGAAUCUCUGAUUCGUUAACUAAAUGAGUCUAAAGAGGAAUAACAAGAAUAGAAAAAAUUAAUUUAAGAAUUGAAAAAGCAAGUAUUCUCUAGUGAUGAAUAAACAAAUGCAUAUAAAAAUAAAUAUUUAAAAGCUAAAUAAAACUAAAAAACAUUAUAAUCAGAAUAAAAAUAUGUAAUAAUAAUUUGUGUAAUAUUCUAGUUAGAGGAAAAAGUCAAAUUAAUGGAAAGUGAAAGAAUUUUUGAAGAAAAAGAAGCAUUAAAAACUAAAGAUUACACAAUUUAAUAGAAAUAAGUCUAAUAAAGCAAAAUUAGAGUACUUGAUGAAAUCUAAAGUAUGAUCAAACAACAUAAAAAAAUUACAAGUUGA